GGCUAGUCAUCUGUGCCCGUCGGCCUCCUGUGGACAGAGUCUUGUCCAGGGCUUCCCUCAGUCUGACUGCUUUCAGGCUGUUUCCGGAGGAGCAGUCAGCGGUCUCAGUGUGUCGGCAGUGCAGUGUGAAGCCACUCACCAGGUGGCGGUCGCCAUGACGGGCCAUCCAGAGCAGUGGAGCGGCCAGCGACAGCGGGACGCGUCUGAGCUGCGAGAGCACCUGCUGAGCGCGCCCGGCGGCGACACUAUGGCCAACAGCACCACCACCAGCGGCAGCAGCGGCAGCGACAGCGGCAGCAGCGCGGCCCAGCAGCGGCUCGAGGAAAAGCGCCGCGAGGCGGAGGCUCAGGGCUCCGGCGCGGCGCCUGCCUCCGAGCGCUGGGCCAUCCAGGUGUACGCCGCGCUCAGCUCGUCGCUGCUGACCGGCCAGUCGGCGGCCGCUGCCAGCUUCGGCUCCAUCGCCGUCGACCACAUCGAGCGCGGUCUGGGCUCGGUGCCGGCCUCUGACGGCCAGCUGACGCUCUUCUUGACGGCGCACUUUGUGGGCACCACGCUGGGCUCGCUGGUGUGCGGCGCGCUCGGCCAGCGGUUCGGCUCGCGCACGCUCAUGCUGGCCGUCACGCCGUUCUCCCUGCUGGCCUGGCUGGCCGUCGCCCUGUCGCCCUCCGUCGCCACGAUGACCAUAGGUCGGCUGUCGCUCGGCUUCCUCACCAUGAUCCAGAUGUCGGCGAACGUGCUGUUCAUCUCGGCCACCUCCAGUCCCAAGUACCGCGGCCUGCUCUGCAACUUCAUGGAGAUGCUGGCGGCGCUGGCCGUGUCGGCCACCUUCCUGGUCGGCAAGUACCUGGUGUGGCGGCACGCGGCCGUGGCCCUCGGCGUCGGCUUCAACGUGCUGGCGGCCGGCCUGCUGGCGCCGCUGCCGGCCGACCCGCUGUUCCUGCUGACGCGCGGCCGGCUCGAGGAGGCGCGGCGCGCGCUGCUCUUCUACCGCGGCGCCGACGCCGACACGUCCGUGCUCAAGGAGCGGGCGGUGACGGCGGCGGCCGCCGAUGAGCGCGUCGAGGUGACCUCGCUGGGCGCGCGGCUGCGGCUGCUGCGCCGGCGCAGCCACUGCGUGCCGCUGCUGCUUCUGGUCGUCCAGUACGUCGUCUACUGCUGGUCGGGCGCCGGCGUGGUGCAAAACUACGCCGUCGUGCUGAUCCGGCGCGUGGGUAUCGCGCUCGACCCGUUCCUGAUGACCAUUGUGCUGAACCUGAGCCGCGUGCCGAUCACGUGCCUGAACAGCGUGCUGGUAGAUCGAUGGGGCCGGCGGCCGCUGCUCGCCCUCUCCGCGGCGGGCAUGGCCGCCUGCCACCUGGCCAUGGCCGCCUCGUUCGUGUGGCCGGCCGUGGCGGCGCACCGCUGGCUGCCCGUGGCCAGCCUCUUCAGCUGCAUGGUGUUCUUCGCGCUGGGCAUCGGUCCGGUGACGUGGCUGCUGCUGGGCGAGCUGCUGCCGCGCGCGCUGCGCGAGCUCUGCGGCGGCUGGAUCAUGGUGCUGUUCUCGCUGCUGACCGUCUCGCAGCUGCAGCUGUUCCCCGGCAUGCUGAGCACGCUCGGCGAGGCGGGCACGUUCGCGCUGUGGGCAGCCGUGAUGCUGGCCUACCUGGUCUUCAUGGCGGUGGCGCUGCCCGAGACGCGCGGUCUAAGUAUCGAGCAGAUCGAGCGGCUGUUCGAGUCGCCGCGGGACGGCGCGCAGCCGCCGCGCGUGACGUCGCCGCCGCCGCUCCAGGUGUGAGGCAGCACCACCGCGCCCGGCCGCCGGCCAUGGAUUACAGGUAAUCCAUGCGCCGGCCGCGUGAGGGGGAGAAAUGCGCACUACGCUUGACACACGCUUAGCGGGGUGGUUACGGACGCGCCGGGUGUCCCGAGCCGGGGCCGAGGCGCGAUGGACAGGGCUGUCCGGGGCUCCCCGGGUGGGGGAGCCGCAGCUACUUACCAGUGCCCUGUUCACAAAUCAAACGACCAUGUCCGCCAAUAAAGUUGCUGAUUGACUUGUCUCAUGCUGUAACGUGUGUUGAAACUUUAACGAAAUAAAGAUUUAUUAACUUUAAGAAA
This is a messenger RNA of Amphibalanus amphitrite, 2094 nucleotides long. Its product is annotated as facilitated trehalose transporter Tret1-like. Gene Ontology annotation, molecular function: transmembrane transporter activity. Gene Ontology annotation, biological process: transmembrane transport. Bases 155 to 1774 code for a protein of 539 amino acids. The transcript has 5 exons. Gene Ontology annotation, cellular component: membrane. NCBI's taxonomy places the organism in Eukaryota, Metazoa, Arthropoda, Thecostraca, Balanomorpha, Balanidae. The record is from RefSeq and is a predicted model, not a curated record.